CUGAUAAACACGAGACCCCAAAACCGACGAGAUUAUCGCAGGAACAUCUGAUGCGUAGCAUCAUCGUUCAUCCAGAAAUACUUGAAUCUGUCCGAUAACCACCGGGUGGAGACAACAAUGUGAGAGGCCCGACACAAAGACGGCUAACGUCGUUGCUGAUCGGACAACCUUGGGUACCAGUACAUGUGAUGCUCAACUGAAGAGACUGGCUACUUUUGGAUCCUUUCAACACAAUAUUCUCAAUCCCUUUCUGGGUCCAAAAACUUGUGUUCUAUUGUUGACACAUUUUAAACAAAUUGAUAAUUUUUUAGAGUAGUGCAGGAUGGAAUUAUUAUUUUGUGUUGAGUUCUUCUCAUUUUUUCAUAGUCGACCAAUGCCCCACUAAGUUUGAAUGAUAGGAAGCUAAAGAAAAUAAAUUGACUGGAAGGCCCAGUUGCUAAAGCAUAUUUAUAAAGCUGGGAGAGGCAGCAGCAAGAUGCUGUCCUCUACAGACAUGGAUUCACUGGCCAGUGUGAGAAGGAGUCUGGUCCCUCAGACGUCUUAAUGAAGGCCCUGUUCUGACUGAGAACUGAGACCAAGGUCCUAUAAGGCUAACAAGUGAGGCACUGACCUCUCCUGCUGUUGGCUAGCCUUUAUAUUCUGUGUAGUAGGAUCCCCACAUUGCCCCCUAAAGCCUCAAGAUGGGCCUGUUCUUAGACUUCAACCCCUUUGAUAACCUGUUGUGCAUUCUCCUGGGCAUCUCCUUCACGGUGUGGUUCACCCUACUGCUCGUCUUCAUCAUCGUGCCUGCCAUCUUUGGUGUGUCCUUUGGCAUUCGACAGCUCUACAUGAAAACACUACUGAAGAUCUUUGAGUGGGCCACGCAUAGGAUUGAAAGAGGAGCCAAGGACAACAACCAUCUCUUGUACAAGCCUUACUCUAAUGGCAUCAUCGCCAAGGAGCCCACCUCCCUGGAGGAGGAGAUCAAGGAGAUCCGGCGCAGUGGCAGUAACCGGGACCUGGACUCCGCCUCCGUAUUUGAGAUGUCCGACAUCUUCUACUUCUGCCGGCAAGGAGUUGAGAGCAUCAUGGACGACGAGGUGACCAAGAGGUUUUCUGCUGAGGAGCUGGAGUCAUGGAACCUGCUGACCCGUAGCAACUACAACUUCCAGCACAUCAGUCUGAGGCUGACUGUCCUGUGGGGGCUGGGGGUGGUGAUCCGCUACGGCUUCCUUCUGCCUCUCAGGGUAACUCUUGCCUUCACCGGGGUGGGCCUUCUGGUCGUUCUCACCUCCAUCAUCGGGUUUCUUCCAAAUGGGAGGAUGAAGAACUUCCUCAGUGAGCAGGUGCAUCUAAUGUGUUACCGGAUCUGUGUAAGAGCUCUCACUGCCAUCAUCACCUACCACGACAGUGAAAACAAGCCCAAGAAUGGAGGGAUCUGUGUGGCCAACCACACCUCACCAAUUGAUGUCAUCAUCCUGGCCAGCGAUGGUUGCUAUGCAAUGGUUGGGCAAAUCCAUGGUGGUUUGAUGGGCGUGAUCCAGAAGUCUAUGGUGAAAGCCUGCCCACACAUUUGGUUUGAACGCUCUGAAGUCAAAGACCGACAUCUAGUGGCCAAAAGAUUGAGUGAUCAUGUAGAAGACAAAACUAAACUGCCUAUUCUCAUUUUCCCUGAAGGCACCUGCAUCAACAACACUUCAGUAAUGAUGUUUAAAAAGGGCAGCUUUGAGAUUGGCUCCACUGUCUACCCUGUGGCCAUCAAGUAUGACCCCCGCUUUGGAGAUGCCUUCUGGAACAGCAGCCAGUUUGGGAUGGUCAACUACCUGCUGAGGAUGAUGAGCAGCUGGGCCAUUGUGUGCAGUGUGUGGUACCUGCCACCCAUGAGCAGAGAGGAAGGAGAGGAUGCUGUCCAGUUUGCCAAUCGGGUUAAAGCAGCUAUCGCCAGGCAAGGAGGGCUGGUGGACUUGCUAUGGGAUGGAGGUUUAAAGCGAGGGAAGGUAAAAGACACCUUCAAAGAGGAGCAACAAAAGUUAUACAGCAAAAUGCUAGUGGGAACCCAAGAGGACCGCAGUCGUUCUUGAAGACAAAUGCAGGGAGUUUGAGAUGAUCGGAGACCCACUUGGGGACCACAGAAUGGACAGUCUAAAGGAGUUUUUGACCUGGAAUACUCCCACCCUCAUGUCAGGAAUACUUCACUUGGCUUUCUCGGUCACUGCCUCAGCUUGGCAUAUCAUGUUCUCAUUGCUGUUACAGCCUAUUCUGGGCCCUGUCUCUAUCCUCUGUUUCUAAUGAUUUGACAAUGGACUGGCCUAUACUGUACCAGUGUGUCAUGAAGCUGCGCACUAAGAUGGUGUGUUGUCUUCCCUGAUGGUGACAAAACUGUCUUUUGAGUGACUAAUGUAUUUAUGUCCUUCAUUGAGUUAAUGUAUAUGUUUUGUUCUUAUCAUUUAUCUUUUUUUGUUUUAUUAUUGUUAAUCGUAAUAAUGACAGUUAUUAUCAUAAUUGUUCUUUUAAGUUACAAUAUAUCUGCCUGGGGAUGUAGCAAUGCAACAUAGAUAAGUACUGUAAAGUUUGUACUGAAGGGGAAAACUGUGACCAUGUUGGGAAAUGCAUGAAUGGCUUGUUCCCAACAUGACUGAGAUGACGAGGUGCCACGUAAAUAUGUUUCUAAUACUUUUUUGUUUUGUUUUUUCAAUAAAAAAAAGCCUUUUGUUUCAAAGGUCCAAUGCAGCUG
Molecule: messenger RNA, 2713 nt
Organism: Coregonus clupeaformis (lake whitefish)
Lineage: Eukaryota; Metazoa; Chordata; Actinopteri; Salmoniformes; Salmonidae
Product: glycerol-3-phosphate acyltransferase 4-like
Exons: 13
Coding region: 681-2060 (459 amino acids)
Biological process (GO): triglyceride biosynthetic process
Cellular component (GO): endoplasmic reticulum
Molecular function (GO): glycerol-3-phosphate O-acyltransferase activity
Source: RefSeq, a predicted model, not a curated record